Messenger RNA from Physella acuta, 312 nucleotides. Its product is annotated as histone H1E-like. NCBI's taxonomy places the organism in Eukaryota, Metazoa, Mollusca, Gastropoda, Physidae. Gene Ontology annotation, molecular function: DNA binding; structural constituent of chromatin. Gene Ontology annotation, cellular component: nucleosome. Gene Ontology annotation, biological process: nucleosome assembly. The record is from RefSeq and is a predicted model, not a curated record.
AUGGCAAAAUCCAACAAACCUAACAAAUCCAUCAAACCUAAGAAAGCCACCAAACCUAAGAAAGCCACCAAACCUAAAAAAGCCGCCAAACCUAAAAAAGCAACCAAACCUAAGAAAGCCAACAAACCUAAGAAAGCCACCAAACCUAAGAAAUCCAUCAAACCUAAAAAAGCAACCAAACCUAAGAAAGCCAACAAACCUAAGAAAGCCACCAAACCUAAGAAAUCCAUCAAACCUAAGAAAGCCACCAAACCUAAGAAAGCCAACAAAGCUAAAAAAGCCACCAAACCUAACAAAAGCCACCAAACCUGA